AUGACUAACAAGGCCGCCACCGCCAGCAUCAUCGCCGCCGUGGGCGUUGUGGCCGUCAUCGGCACGAUCGCCGCGGUCACCACGUCCAAGAAGGCCAGCGACGAUGGUGGCAACAUGUCCACCAGCAUCAAGCUCUCCCAGCUCUGCUCUUCCACGCUGUACCCGGCCAAGUGCGAGAACAGCCUCACCCCCGUCGUCAACGAGUCUUCCAACCCGGAGGAGGUCCUCCGCGCCGCGCUCCAGGUGGCCAUGAACGAGGUCGGCGCCGCCUUCGCCAAAUACAGCGACGUCGGCAAGGGCGCCACCGACAAGAUCACCUUGAGCGCCAUCGGCGAGUGCAAGAAGCUGCUCGACGACGCCAUCGUGGACCUCAAAGACAUGGCCGGCCUCAGGGCCGACCAGGUCGUCGUCCAGGUCAACGACCUCAGGGUCUGGAUCUCCGGCGUCAUGACCUAUAUCUACACCUGCGCCGAUGGCUUCGACAAGCCGGAGCUCAAGAAGGCCAUGGACAAGCUGCUGACGAACUCCACCGAGCUCAGCAGCAACGCCCUGGCUAUCAUCACCCGCGUCGGCCAGUUCCUGCAUCAAGGGCAGGACGCCAAGAGUGGCUCCACUGUCGGAGGGAGCCGCCGACUUCUCGGGUGGUACAUGGGUGACGCGCACGACGUGGAAAGCAGGCGCCGGCUUCUAGCUAUCAAUGGCAGGCUGGAUGAGAUCGCAGUCGUGAGAGACGCGAGCCGGCGCCUCCUGUCAGAGACGAUGGACGAGAUCACUGAGAUGUCCCACGACGGAGACCGCCACCUGUCGGAGACGAUGGACCAGAUCGAUGAGAUGUCCCACGACGGAGAUCGCCACCUCUCGGAGACGAUGGACCAGAUCGAUGAGAUGUCCCACAACGGAGACCGCCACCUCCAAGACGUGAGUACGUCCAACCCCACCGGAAACGUGAGCACGUCCAACCUCACCGGAAAAGCGAACACGUCCCAGGUCAUGUCGUUCGGCGAUGGCUCCUCGGCCUCGAUGUUCUUCGGGGUCUCCAAUCUGACUAAGGAGGCCGACUUUGUCCGGCGCCGGCUGCUGAGCAUGACGUACGAUGGCUCAUCGGAGAACGAGGUUAAACAAUACGGUGAAGGCAACAAACGAAGGCUCCUCAACGAUGGCUUGUCGGGGGACGAGGUUAAGCAAUACGGUGAGGGCAACAAGCGAAGGCUCCUCAACGAUGCCUCAUCGGGGGACGAGGUUAAGCAAUACGGUGAAGGCAACAAGCGAAGACUCCUCAACGAUGCCUCGUCGGGGGACGAGGUUAAGCAAUACGGCGAAGGCAACAAGCGAAGACUCCUCAACGAUGCCUCGUCGGGGGACGAGGUUAAGCAAUACGGCGAAGGCAACAAGCGAAGGCUCCUCAGCGACGCCUCGUCGGGGGACGAGGUUAAGCAAUACGGCGAAGGCAACAAGCGAAGGCUCCUCAACGACGCCUCGUCGGGGGACGAGGUUAAACAAUACGGCGAAGGCAACAAGCGCAGGCUCCUCAAUGACGCCUCGUCGGGGGACGAGGUUAAACAAUACGGCGAAGGCAACAAGCGAAGACUCCUCAACGACGCCUCAUCGGGAGACAAGGUUAAACAAUACGGCGAAGGCAACAAGCGAAGGCUCCUCAAUGACGCCUCAUCAGGAGACGAGGUUAAACAAUACGGCGAAGGCAACAAACGAAGGCUCCUUAACGACGCCUCAUUGGAUAAUGAGGUUAAACAAUAUGGCGAAGGCAACAGGCGAAAGCUCCUAUCCACUCAGAUGCAGAGCAUUGCCGACAUGUCGGCGCAGAUGAACCGCCGCCUCCUCGCGACGGAGCUCCCCGAGGACCUCGCCGGCAAGCGUCAGCUCCUGUCCAACAAGCUCGUCAUGAUCUACGAAGUCGCCAAGGAGGCCAACUGCGAGCUCGAGGCGAUCGACAACGGCAGGAUCCCCGAGGAGGAGGAGGAUCAGAGGGUGCUGGCGACGGAGGUUGUCGGCACGAUCGAAGACCUGCCCAACAACCACCGCCGCAAGCUGCUGUCCGCCGGCGUCUUCCCGGAGUGGGUGUCGUCCCACACCCGGAGGCUCCUCCAGAUUCCCGGCGGGCUGCAGAAGCCCAACGCGGUGGUGGCCGCGGACGGGAGCGGCAACUUCAAGACCAUCACGGAGGCCCUCAACUCCGUGCCCAAGAAGUCCACCGCACGCUUCGUCAUCUACGUCAAGGCCGGCGAGUACAAGGAGUACGUCACGGUCAACAAGGACCUGGCCAACGUCUUCAUGUACGGCGACGGGCCCACCAAGACCCGGGUCAUCGGCGACAAGAGCAACAAGGGAGGCUUCGCCACCAUUGCCACCCGCACCUUCUCGGCGGAGGGGAACGGGUUCAUCUGCAAGUCGAUGGGAUUCGUGAACACGGCGGGGCCGGACGGGCACCAGGCGGUGGCGCUGCACGUGCAGGGCGACAUGUCGGUGUUCUUCAACUGCAGGUUCGAGGGGUACCAGGACACCCUGUACGUGCACGCCAACCGGCAGUUCUUCCGCAACUGCGAGGUGCUGGGCACCAUCGACUUCAUCUUCGGCAACUCGGCGGCGGUGUUCCAGAACUGCCUCAUGACGGUGCGGAAGCCCAUGGAAAGCCAGGGCAACAUGGUGACCGCGCACGGGCGCACGGACCCCAACAUGCCCACCGGCAUCGUGCUCCAGGGGUGCAAGAUCGUGCCAGAGGACGCGCUGUUCCCCGUCAGGCAGACGGUCCCCAGCUACCUCGGACGGCCGUGGAAGGAAUACUCGAGGACGGUGGUCAUGGAGAGCACCAUCGGCGACCUCAUCAAGCCCGAGGGGUGGUCGGAGUGGAUGGGUGACUUCGGGCUCAAGACGCUCUACUACGCCGAGUACGCCAACACGGGGCCCGGCGCCGGGACAAGCAAGAGGGUGACCUGGCCGGGGUACCGUGUCAUCGGACAGGCCGAGGCCACGCAGUUCACCGCCGGCGUGUUCAUCGACGGCAUGAGCUGGCUCAAGAACACCGGCACGCCUAACGUCAUGGGCUUCAUCAAAUGAUCGAGCCAGU
Triticum urartu is the source of this 3082-nucleotide messenger RNA. RefSeq lists its product as uncharacterized. The record is from RefSeq and is a predicted model, not a curated record. Gene Ontology annotation, biological process: cell wall modification. Gene Ontology annotation, molecular function: pectinesterase activity; enzyme inhibitor activity. Lineage: Eukaryota; Viridiplantae; Streptophyta; Magnoliopsida; Poales; Poaceae.